AUGACGCCCGACUAUAAGCACCCAGCCCUUGAUGUGGGCAUUGACUACAACGUUGUCGCUGGCAUCGUUUGUCUGGACAUGUUUGCUGGUUUCCUGUGGUAUGGUCCCGUGUUUGGCGAUGCUUGGGCGCGUGCAAUGAAAAAGGAUCGCGCCAACUUUCCUCAAACGACCAACAUGGGCGCGGCACUGCUGGGCUCCUUGGUGGCGAGCGUUAUGCACACGCUGUUUUUAGCGCACAUGCUGCCUCAUCUGAUCCAUGGAGUGACCAAGGAUGGUGGCUUUCAAACCGACAUGGCGACUCUGACCAUGGGCGCUGUCUGGCUCUGGUCGGGCUUCCAGGCCAGCAUGUCCAUUGAGCAACAUCUCUGGGCUGGAACGGACUACGUGGUGGUCUUGGUUGGCGUGGGCCGCCAGCUGACUCUCUUUUUCUCACACACACACACACACACACACACACACACACACACACAAAUCUGCAUCUGCAAUGGGUGUCUCACCGUUACAACGACUUAUUUGACACGCACGACCAUGAGCGAGCGACCGAGCAUGACCUCCAGUGCUUCUGACGACAGCUGGCCAAGCAACGAACGGCACCAGCCGAUCGGCUUUCCUGAGGAUGACGGCCCCUUGGUUGCUCGAGCUUCCCCGGGAAAUGCGUUUGAUGCCGUGCCGAACAGUGAUACGGCAGAGCCCUCUGGCCAGCCCACCUCAGCAGGUCGUCACUACAACACGUACACGGCGGAAGAAAAGAAAGAAUUCUUGCGGUUGUUGGCACAAACCAACGACGGAGAGCUGCUGAGUGACCGAGAGGUGGCAGACAUCCUAGAGGGCCACUUUGGCAAGUCUUUCCCCGUGUCGACCGUGUCGAGGUGGAGGCGAGAUUUUGAGAAACGUGAGGAGGAGCGUGCGAAUGGAGUCAUUGACGAGGAUGCUCCUCCACUGACACCUUCUCAAGCUCAUGGGCGCCAUCAACUUCUUGAUGAAGAAGACAUUCGCAUUUUGACAGAGUACGCGGAGCUCUAUGGCAAACGCGGGACAGCAGCUGAUGCGCGGGAGUACCUUUUUGCACAGAGGUACAGCCACUUGAAGAUGAAGGAAAGAUUGAGCCCUGAUAGUGUUUAUGUCACACUUGAUGUGCGCCGUCACGAAUCAUUCGGCCCCGACACGAAGGAGGCCUGCUUGAAUUAUGUUGCGUUUCUUGAUGCACUCGAUGCGGAAUACGACAUCUUCACAACAAACGCAAACUCUGUUAUUUCUGUGGACGAGAGCUGGCUUCGGGCCGAUGCCACCCGUACCAAGGGAUUGACACGCCGUGGUGCAUCGCGCAGCAGUGCCUCCGCGCCACGCUGCACAGUUUCCUUCUUCGCGGCGCUCACAUAUGGUGGAAAACUUGUUUUGGCUCGUGCCAACAUCGGCAACAGCACAGGCGAGGAUACAAAGCGCUACAUUGAGGAGACCAUCACGGCGUGGCGCCGCAACGAAAAUUCUAAUCGCCAGCUCGUGAUCACGUUGGACAACGCCCGCCAUCAUCACCGUGCCCUUGAUUUGCUAUGCGGAGAAAAUGAAGUUGAGCGUUGUAAGAAGACUUUUGUGCGUCCCGGUGGCCAAGACAACCCCGAGGACCCCCAAUAUUGUCCAGCAACCUACUAUGAGCUGGAUGCGGAUCGGUAUGGAGGCCCCGUGACUCUUGUACUGACCCCCGAGCAUCAGCCUGACUUUGCCCCGAUCGAAACUGUGUUUGGGGCUGUCAAAUAUGCAGCCGAGGGCAUUCGUCCGCAAAGCUCGUGGAGUCUCGGUGCCUCGCGUCUUGACCAGCGCUUGGAAAAGAUUGUCGAUGUCGUAUUUCACAGCUAUCUCACCGAGGACAUGAUGACCGAAGCUGUCCACGACACGAUGCAUUAUAUCGAUGCUUGGCGUAGCGGUGCAGCCACUGAAGACAAUGUACGUGCGCUCCGAGAUGCGCAGCGUGCGAGAGACAAGAGCGCCUAUACGGAGAUCAGUCGGGCCAACGGUGGCAUUCUGCGUGGCUGGGGCAAUGAGCAGUUCAGGCUCGUCCCACUCAUGGACCCAAACAUUCGAAGCGAGUCCCAGCGCCGCAGAUACAAUUCAAGGCGAAUGCAACAAGCAAGUCACGAGGACGAUGCAAACAUGGCAGAGUUUGACGCUCGGACAGCCAAUAAACGCGUUCUCCGACAACGAGACGUUGCGCGCAGUCAUCGAAAGUGA
Monosiga brevicollis MX1 is the source of this 2226-nucleotide messenger RNA. RefSeq lists its product as uncharacterized. Gene Ontology annotation, molecular function: nucleic acid binding. NCBI's taxonomy places the organism in Eukaryota, Choanoflagellata, Craspedida, Salpingoecidae. The record is from RefSeq and is a predicted model, not a curated record. The transcript has 8 exons. Bases 1 to 2226 code for a protein of 741 amino acids.